CAUAAUAAGUCUGGGGAGGAAUUAAAACAAAGCACAGAGAGGCAGGGACGGAAGAGAACAGGUAGAGUCAGUAAGAAGAACUUUUCAAUCUUACUUCACAGCUAAUUACCACCUCUUCACUUUGGUGCAAAUAAGUAAACAGAAAGUAAAAGAGAAAAGCAGAAAGCAACACACAAACAGAAAGGGCAGCUAAAGGCAGCGGAGAAAAAGCAGAAGUAACACGAAGAAGGAGGGAGGGGGCAGUUAAAAAGUCGUGUUCAGGAGAUUAAUUGAAGAAAAAGAAAGAAAAAAGGAGCAGCAAGGAGGAAAAGUAAGAACCUGCAGAAACUCAUUGACAGAGAGGACCGGACUUAACUCCAUGGACUACUGACAUCAGCACAACAAAGGAAGAAGAGCGUCAGAAAAGAGGUCACUGUGGUGCAGCAGCAGUUAGCUUCGCUGAGUGUGCCUACUAUGCAGCUGAGAUAGACAGACCUCAAGCACAGACACUUCUCAGUUCAUAAAAACUAACUCAGUACCAUGUUGAUGAAAGAGUACCGCAUAUGCAUGCCACUGACUGUGGAUGAGUAUAGGAUUGGGCAGCUGUACAUGAUCAGUAAGCACAGCUGUGAACAGAGUGGUGGAGGAGAAGGGGUGGAGGUGGUGAGGAACGAGUCCGAUAUUCACCCUCAGCACGGCCAAGGACAGAUGACCGAGAAGCGAAUCUACCUCAGCAGUAAACUGCCGUCCUGGGCAAAAGCGUUCGUCCCGCGAUUUUUCUUUGUGACAGAAAAGGCCUGGAACUUCUACCCAUAUACCAUCACAGGUACUUGUGUAUCAUUUCUCCCCAAGUUCAGCAUCCGUAUUGAGACAAGAUUUGAGAACAACAACGGUGAUAACGACAAUGUGUUUGGGGAUACACCAACCCCAGCAGAGAAUGUGAGUUUACUGGAUAUCCUGAGUGACCCCAUUCCUGAAAAGCACUACAAAGAGUCAGAGGACCUGAGUCGCUGGCAGUCAAGUAAAACUGGCCGAGGGCCUCUGGAGAAAGACUGGAGAGACGACCACAAGCCCAUUAUGUGUUCCUACAAGCGGGUGCAAUGCAGCUUUGAGGUCUACGGCUUUCAGACCAGGACAGAGGAGUUUAUACACAGAAACAUCCGAGACAUUCUUCUGGUUGGCCACAGGCAAGCAGUUGCAUGGAUAGAUGAGUGGCACGGGCUGAGUUUGGAUGAGGUGAGAGAGUAUGAGCGGAAGAUGCAAGAGACGACCAACAGCAAAGUCAAAUCAAGCCAGAACAACACAGGCCCACCGGCUGCCUCUCGUCCUGUGUUCUCACGCUCCAUCUCAGUGACAGACGAGCGUUCCCUGAAGAAGAUGGGAGUGACGACUGCGGCCAUGUCUGACCCUUCAGACUCCUCUGUGCCACACAGUCCAAUGCGACUCAACUCCACUCCUGAAUGAUGCAUCUCACACACAUGCACACACUCACACACACACACACAUCUACUGUACUGUGCAUACACAGAGAAACCUGUGUGAUGUUAUUUCUCCAACACAACCACAGGCUGAACAUAAUCACAUUAUAGAGGUUACUUGUUCUCCCCAUUGUACAACAUACACAUUAAUACUGCACAAACACCAUGUGCCUACUCAAAGACAAUUUCUACUGUCCACCGUGUCUUCAACAGCCUUUACAUGCAGUGCAUUUCAGAGUUUACUCUCCAUUCCUCAG
Molecule: messenger RNA, 1714 nt
Organism: Scomber japonicus (chub mackerel)
Lineage: Eukaryota; Metazoa; Chordata; Actinopteri; Scombriformes; Scombridae
Gene: pitpnc1b
Product: phosphatidylinositol transfer protein cytoplasmic 1b
Exons: 9
Coding region: 520-1443 (307 amino acids)
Biological process (GO): phospholipid transport
Cellular component (GO): cytoplasm
Molecular function (GO): phosphatidylinositol transfer activity; phosphatidylinositol binding
Source: RefSeq, a predicted model, not a curated record